AUGACCGAUACUUCCGACUCGUCAAGAUCUGUAAACCACGAUCAUGGGCUAACGGUGCCAUCAAACCAACAUCAACCCCUCAAUAGAAACACCAGCGGCGACGCGUCUCCUGCCGAUUCUUCAAUCAGUAAUACCUCACAUACCACGGAUUCUUUCAUAUCUCCAAUAUCCAAACUGGUCAGACCAAACAGAAAAAGAGAUCGGGGUGAGCCGACAAUGUAUAAGCGGUGGACCGUGAAAAUGACAAACGAGUUCAGCCGGCUAUUGGUCAAGAACAAAGGACAUAGAAUUGAAGCCAGUAAUAGCUUCACAAAUUCCGGUUUUAGAAAGAUUCAGGACGAGCUCAAAGUGUUGUUUCCUGAUCAGUGGGAGAUGAAUAAAUUUCAAAUCAAAAAGUUGAGAGAAAAGCUAAAACAAAUCAAUAACGAAAUACUAGGUUUCAAAAAAUUGAUGUUGAAUGAAAGUAUGGUAAUGUGGUCGGUCGCUGAAGGUAAACUAUAUCUCGCAAAUAUCCCAAAAGUUGAUGAUUUGAAGAAAAAAUCCGCCAGUGGAGUUUAUUCAGGGCUAUCUUGGAAUAGUAUUCGAAGGUAUAUCUCUGGAGGCUGUCACUACAUUUAUUUGCAUUCUGUGGAAUUUUUUAUUGACACAAAUUAUGAAAAUAUAAAGUGCAGCGACAUUUUCAAGAACCUAAGUUUGAGAAAAGUGUUUAGGCCAGCCAGCGUCGAAGAAAUCAUGAAAACUAUCGAAGAAACCACUAACCUUGAUGAAGAUGGCAACACAUUAGAAAAUGAUGAAUUGAAUGAGGAAAAUAUCCCAAUUUAUAAUCCUCAUCAGAUAGAUAUGAUGCCUUUAUAUUCUAGUUCAAGUCAACCACCUUCCUCAACAAAAAUUACCACUCCAACCAUUUCAGAUUCUUCACAACUACAUAGUAAUACUGCUCCACCAACCGCUAAUGGAGCAGCUCUUCAUCCCCGUCCAAUUCCUCCAAUGCCACAAAUACCUUUACCACAAGUCUAUCCUUCUCAAAAUGGUAAUUAUGCUACUUACCCUUCGCAUCAUCAACAUCAUCAACAUCAUCAUAUUCAUCAUCAUUCUGCUCCACCACCUCCACUACCACAUGCUCCACCGCCACCGCCUCCUCCUCCUCCUCCUCCACCACCUCCUCCUCUGGGCCCUAAUAAUCAAUAUUUCGAAGGUUUCAUAUCCAUGCCGUACCAACCUAAUCCUUUGAGAAGUAUGGGUAAUCCACUGGUCCCCCCUUCCACAGAACCGGGGUUACAGCAAGCUCUGGCAACUUCUCAACCCCAGAUAUCCAGUUCUGCAUCAGUGAAUAACAUAUUAAAUGGUGGGAAACCUCCAUCGAUCUCUAGCUUAAUUUCAAACCGUUAUUCUAUCUCUCAAGAUAAAUCUAAUGAAAAAUCUGAGGAAAAAAUUGAUAGUGCCUCUCCUGAUGACGAAAAUACCCACGGAGCUGUUGUACAUGAUGAAGGUUCUGAAGAAACCCCUACUGCCGAUAAAUCAAAAAAAGUCGGUGGCUCGGAAUCGGAACCUGGCCAUGAAUCUUCUGAUCAGAACGAAAGCAAUUCGGGAAUUACCACCAAUCCAAAUAAUCCUGCAAGUAUUCCGUAUCCUGUCCCAGGAUUUGAUCCAAACUCAUACAUUAGGCUCAGAAACUCUAUGCACCGAAAUAGCAGCGUCAGCAGUGGGACUAGAAGAUCACUAUCAUUUUUGGACACGGUUUGGAGUUUGAACAAUGGUGGCGUUUACUUCCCAAAUAGCAAUGGCAAUAGUAUUGGUGGUGCGGAAAUGUUUCCUGGAGGAAGCUUUUCCAUGAUGAGUGGCGCACCAACAUCCAUGCCCUCGCAUACUAAUGGAUCCGGAACUUCAGUUAACCCUACUGGGGUCAAUCCUAACAGUGUGAUGAAUAAUUCUGGCCCGCAUAAUGUUGCCGGUAACUCUCCUCAGGAUACUGAUGUUGGAGAAGCACAAACUGCUCUUGGAAAUGGUAGCGGCCCGCCAGGUACUCUUAAUGGUAUUCCUCUUGAUAUGGUAAAUUACGGCAAUACCACUAAUCAAAUGAAUAGUUUGAUGAUGGUGCUACUUGCAAGACGGAAAAACCUUGAUGAUGCUAAUGAUUUCUUGAGGAAAUUAAGAAAUUUGGGGAUCAUUAAUGCCAAGCAGUUCAUCUCGUUGGGUGAAAUUGUUUCCACAAAUGAUAGUUUUUUGUAUUUCUUGAUUGGUGAAGAUGUAACAUUUGAAGAAAAGGUUAACUUGAUCAAAGACUAUAUUAACGAAUAG
Saccharomycopsis crataegensis is the source of this 2298-nucleotide messenger RNA. RefSeq lists its product as uncharacterized. Bases 1 to 2298 code for a protein of 765 amino acids. The record is from RefSeq and is a predicted model, not a curated record. Lineage: Eukaryota; Fungi; Ascomycota; Saccharomycetes; Ascoideales; Saccharomycopsidaceae. The transcript has a single exon.